Molecule: messenger RNA, 5071 nt
Organism: Gasterosteus aculeatus aculeatus (three-spined stickleback)
Lineage: Eukaryota; Metazoa; Chordata; Actinopteri; Perciformes; Gasterosteidae
Source: RefSeq, a predicted model, not a curated record
ACGCCAGGCAACACCACGCGCGUGAAUGGCGCACAGGACGGGUCUGGCCAAGAAGAGCACCGGGAUUCACAAUGACAAUGAAGCACAGUCAACGACCGCUUGGGAGGAGCGAUUGAUAACGUGCGAGUGUUUAGCGUGAAGCUGCAUCCCUCAUUUCUGACCACUAGGAGGCAGAUGCUAACCUUCUAUGAGCUAAACGUGUUAGCAAGCAACGGCUAACCUACGUUUCAAUCAGACACAUUAGCAGGUAUUUAAAGUUGUGCUCCCGCCCAACAGAGAAAGGCCAAUUCCACCUUGACUUUCAAACUGUUUGCUAACUUUCUAUCCUUUGGAGUUGAGGUUCAGCAGGUAGUGCAGAAGUUUGUGGCUGAUUGUGCUUUUCUAUUCAGAGUUGUCGAGGACGUUACACUCCCGCACACAUUCACAGGUUCCUCGCUGACAGGCACCAAAAAGCAGCAUAAAUAACAAAGAGAUGCAAACAACUGCAAAGAAACACAAACCCACCAAAUAGAUGCAAAAUGGCCAUAUUUGGUUCAAUUAAAUUUUCCAGAUUAUUACUUCAAAGGCUUAAUGGUUUACUAGGUCUGAGUGCAAGCUACUGAUUUCCACUCCGUCAUGCUCUGUUCUCUGGUCAUUCACGUCCAAAUCUGUUCAUCAACCUUCAGUUUGUGGAUUUAAUGCAAACAUUAGCUGCUGUUGUGGAUUUCUUUCAAAAGAGGAAAAGAGUGAAACCUGAUAGGCCUCCUUCAGCUUCAAAGAGUGGCGCCAUCCAUCAGUCUGCGUCCUCGGGGGACACCACGUUUGUUUGCCUAGCAACAGUGAACACGUGUCAAAUGACGGACAUCACGCUCCGUUCCUGUCAAUCUUUGUGUAAUGUCCCAUGACAUUUAUUUAACAACACACUGACAAGUGUGCUGUUCAAAGUGGAUCGUCUCUUUCUACGCAAAAUGAUGAGACAGUGCAGUAGGAUAAAUGGGAAAUACCAUUGUGUAACCCCUUGCUUGCAACAGUGAGAGAAGAAGAGUUUUUAGUGAAGACAAAUGAUGUUGCCGUUUCCAGCCUGACGGGCUGUAGAGGAGUGUUAAGUUCUUUAAGCUUCACUUUAUUUAACAUUCUGCAGCUGUUUAACAGAACAGCUAAGGAGCGUUAAUACUUUAUGCAUCAAGUUAAUUGCAUCCCAGCAGCUAUCAUUGAGGGUAAGGGUUUCCUGGUAUGUGGGACCACCAUUCCAUCAGCUUCUAUGCAUUGAAAGGUUAACUUUUCAUGAAAACAGGCCAAACUAGGGGCUGUAUCGAGUCCAUUCAGCUUUGGCUCAGCGGGAAAGAAAGUUGGCUUUAUGGCUGCAAUCCAAGUCAAUAACAAUGUAAAGAUUGCAAAGAUUGAAUCAAAUGGUACAGUGUGUUUAGCGACAGGGCUAGCAAGCUAUUCGGCUCAUUUUCCCCAAAUAAACCAAGUCAAUCGGCGUCACAUAUUAGGGCGUUUACCAUAUAGUUUACCGUAUUUGGGGAUAAUGUGAAUUCAUCUGCAGGCCCUUUCCUGCUGUCGCUACUGUCAGACAUCAGAGCCUGUGUCCCUUGUCCCGUCAUGCCCUGCUUCCUGUGUGGUUUGCUCUGAAGAUGCCAUCAUCUGUCACAGACUGCCUUGCAUUAUUGGUAAAACAAACACACACAUAAACAGAGAAAGGUAAAAGUCAUUUUAUUACAUUUAAAGACGUCAUGUGCUCACAGGAAUGUACUGUAUGGGUUCACUGUGUGUGUGACCAGAUGCUCCAGACACAACCCAGACACUGCUGCUGACAGAAGGCUCCAUAUCCGCAGUGCAGCCUGCUUCACUCUCUAACCUCAGCAACGUUAAGGUCAUAGGGCAGUCUGAGUCACCACCUGAUAUCAGCACUGGGGAAACAGUCCUUCAAAAUUUCUGCCGUUCCUCCACAACUUACUGCUGGACCACAACCUUCUGGCCAGCCAGGCCCUACAGGGAGGAGUUCUGACCAAUCUAACCCGACUAGAGGUGCUCGCCUGGGACACAACCUCAUCGGCAUGGUGGGAACCGCCUCAGGGGACACAUAAAGCUGGAGGACGUAUUUUUUUAUUUGAAUAAACUGGGUGAUCCAGUGGAUGGGGAGAAAGUCUAUUGUCACAGUUGUAAUGACAAGUUCAGCUUCUUGAAAUGAGAGAGGACUACAUGGACCUACAAAUACAACUAGGUAUUUCAUGUCUCAACAUGAUGUUGAUGUUCAGAUCCAUGGUGGCUGGCUCAAAGGUAGCAAGGCCCCGAGGAGUCUGAAGCUAGAGGGGAACCUGCUCACCAGUUUGGACUCUGGUUUCUUUCCCCUGAAUGAUCUCAGAGGUCUGGAGAGACUGGAUCUGUCAGAAAAUCUGAUAGAUCAUCUGCAUAGAAACAGUUGGCUGACAAACCUCAACCUGGAGCUCAACUCGUGGAACUGCUCCUGUCAGCUGCUGGACCUGGCUGCCUUCCUGACCACCUUCAUACAACAGCCCGACAAGACCCUUUAUAAUGGCCAUAGGAUGGUGUGUGUGAGCGCCGACAACUCGGCGGUAACCACGGUGCUGGAGCUGACCAACCAGCUGGCCAACUGUGUCCCGUCCAAUCAGAACAUCACAGUGCGGAUAGACGCACAAGGCAGCGUGACCCCUCAACGCUACGCUCAAGAUCUGGCCAUCACUGCAGUCAUCUGCUUCAUCGGUGGUGUGUGCUUGACCCUGCUGGCAGUCCUCAUCGUCUAUCAAGUGUUUCGGAGUAAGAAACUGAAAGAAAGUAAAAGACAGCAAGAAGAAGAGAGAAGCAGCACCGUGGAGAAUCACCGUGCCGAUCACAGAGAUGUUGGGGCAAAGAGGAUGGACCUCUUGUGGCAGGCACAUAGAAUCCAGCCUUGGGACAGGGAGGCCAUGAUGAUAGAUGCAUGGACAGAGGGCCACAGUGGCCAGUUUGAGUCCAGAACUGGCCACGGCGACGGGCAUUUUAGGUGUCCAGACUGCAGCACCCAAGGACAGAGAGGGAUGGGCCCAAAACCGAUGAGAUGCAACGACAGGACACGCGGAAAGAUGGAGACGGACGAGGAAAGCGAGACAAGGGGAAUGAGGAGGAUACUGAUGGAAGAAAAGAGGAGGCUUGAGCAGGGAAUAAUAGGCAGGGACCUUCAGGACGAGGUUCUUCCACGAUGUAACGUCAACUCUUCCUCACGUCCACGUAAAGAAACCAUUGCCCAGAGAGCAGAGGCCCUGGCUCAUAAGACAAACAUAGAAAUUGAGGAGAGCCACAGGACCCACAUGGAAGGUAGGAGCAGAGAACAUGAGAUGUUACCCUGUGAGAGCUGCCACAGGAUGAACAGACCUCCAGAGCAGAACAGAGGACAAGGAAGGAUUCAUUUUGAAGGCGUCCAUCCUCAGUACGGACAGAUUGGCAGGGUUAGGAAUGUUAACCACAACAAGUAUGACACAAAGAACACAGGAUUGAGGAGAGAAAAUAGAAAUGUAACGUUUGACCUGGAGAGUUCAAGCAGCCCGAGACGCAAGUACAAGAGGGAGGGGGAAGUGAGGAGCUCCCGAGAAAAGGAGAGAGGAAAGAGGCAUAAAGCUGAAGUCCAGUCAAGCCGGCCACCGAAGGUUAAACUGAACUUGAACCCACUAGGAAAGAUCCAAGUCCAUCCUAAAAAGACAACCAAGCUGGGACACUCAGAGGAAGUCAGCUCAAAGAAGAGUAAAGACAAAAGGCAGGAUGCAGAAUACAGAGGAGAGAGGGAAGCAAUAGGAAAGUCUGGUAAGAAAACCAAGGAGAAAACCUUGAACAAAGGACCGAAUGAGGAUCAUGAGGAAGAGAACAAAGCUGAAGACACAGAAGGAGGCCAGGAAAGUAAAGCGUCCUUUGAGCAGGAAAACGGGGGGCAGAGAAGUAUAGAGGACUCCCAUCGUGACGAUACAGCUAACGCUGCUGACCCAUCAGCCUUUGGACAAGGACAGAUGUUGCAGGACGGGAGUAUUCAGUUUCAGGGAGCUGGAAUGGUUUUGGGGAGUGCCCAGCUUUCCUCGCAGCAUCCCUUAUCCAUCUCUCACAACCUCUCCCUCCUUGGCUCGACAAGCUCUCAACCAACUAGCAGCAGUCUCUUCCUUCAAGGAGGGAAUUUCCUUGUCCCGGGAUCGCUGUUCCCCACUGGUCCAGCUAAAUCCGUUGGUCCUAUAGCAAUCAGUGGGCCAAACAUGGCUCCAUGUGACAUGACUUUGCAAGCAAGUGAAAUCCAAAACUCACCUCUUCCUACCUCCCAUGCUGCAGGACUGCCCUUGAGUUUAAACCCGUCUGUUGACCCUGCACAUGUGCAGUCCCUCUCGCAGAGCAAGCCCCCUCCGGACAGCUCUCCUCUUGUAGCAAGUUGGAAGCCUGAUCCAGUCCCGGCAUCAGGCUUUUCCACUGGGGUAGGAGUACGUCACAAUCUCCCAACUCAGGCCUCUUUAAGUGGGGAUGGUUUGUCCGCAGUGACCCCUCAGGCUCCUGGACCAGUGACUACAGUGGAGAAUCUGUCAAACAACAACAGUCAGACAGAGACUGAGGGAGUGCAUGCUGGUCCCACAGUCCUGUCAGCUGCCGCCCUUCCUGAAGGACCUGCUGCACAGUUGUCAGGAGGCAGUAUGCAGGGAGCAGAUGUGUCUGAAUCAGGUGUCUCUGCACCCAGCGUGUCCACACAGAGCGUGUCCUCCACCGGGGACGCAGCAGCUGCACUGCUGCAGCAGGAGUACCUGUCAGAGGAAGGUGGAUCCUCCCCAAGGAGGAAGCUGAGGCUGGUGCUUCCUGAGAAGACGUUGAGCCGACCACCCACCGCUCUGGAGAGAAAGAUACGCUAGCGGCUCUUGUCAUGUUGUUGUGGACUGGAAGGGUCAGAAGAAGCAUUCGUUCAAGUCAUCUAAGAUAGUUCAAGUUCACAUGAAGAGAGGAGUGGGGUGGAUGCUGUCAUACGUUGUAAAUAUGUUGAACACUAAAUGAGUGUUCCAGAGAUUUAUUUAGGAGUUGUAUUUUUGUAAUUAUAAACCAUAAGUAAAAAGGUUGGUGUUAUUUUUGA